AUGUCCGAUCUGACAGUUGUGGGCCAGCCGCUGCGCGUGGGCGACAAGUUUGUGGCGCAGCUGAGCAUGCGAAGGAUCUUUAACACAAAAUGCUUUCGCAUCGAACGCUAUCAGCACGAGGUGGCCAAUCAUUAUCGUGACUUUAAGCUGCAGCAGUCGUCGCUGCCGUCGAGUCGCAGCUGCCACCUGCCGCGUCAGCCGCGUCGGACACGCAGUCGCCUCCAGCGUCCAAGCUUUGGCUCGCCCUGUGCUCAAUUCCGUGGCGAGUUGCCCGCCCAUGUGCACUAUUUUCCAAGAUUCGGCGAUACGUAUGCGCCCCGUGGCCGGCAAACGAUUUGCUCGGCUGAGCCACCGGACGACACCUACAACGACACGGUGCGACGCAUCAGGUGCGCCCACAGCAGCGACCAGCUGAAGGCGCUCGUUGAGCGGCAUUUGAACUGACGCAGUGGCGUCCGCGGCAGCGGCGCCGGCAAGAGGGGGGCAAUUGGAACGGGCACGAGGACGUGCCAUGAUGGCAACCACAAAUGGCAACAAGACCAACGUGACCAAGACGGCAUACGCAGCGGCAGCGACAGCAGCACAAGCAGCAGAAAAUAUGAGCAGCGUGUUCUAAAUAUUAAUACGGCAAAGGUGGAAAGCCUACAACGGCAGCAACAGCAACAGCAGCAGCAGCAGCAGCAGCGACAUCAUCGCAUCGAUCUGUGUACAUAUUUGCAACUGGCCAGUGGCUACUACGAACGGGGGUUGCUUGCCAACAUCAAGUACCUGCAAUCGAUUGGACAGCGUAAUGCAAUAAAGCAGCAGCAGCAACAGCAGCAGCAGCAGCAGCGCCACAGGCAGCGACGCUACUCAUUGAAAGCCUGGCCGCAGCAGCAAACAGUUGUUGAUCAGUCGCAGCAGCAUUUGAGUACAUUUUUGAAGAAUUUGCGCCAGCGCGAGCGUUGCCAGACAUUGCUUGACCAGGGCUGCACAACGGAUGCCAUUAGUGUGCACAUAACGCCAGUGCUGCGCGCCGCAACGGACAUGUGUGAUUAUGCGAGGCAGUGUGGUGAAAAUAGCAACAAUAACAUUGAGAGUAGCAGCAGCAGCAACAGCAGCGAUCGCAGCAGCAGCACUAACAGCGCUUUAACAGCGGCAAUCGAUCAACGCAAGCUGUACGAAAUUAUCGAUAACUUGAGCGAAUUGAGCUUGCACGAUAACAGUCUGCCGCUCAUUACGCUCACGGACUACACGCAACAGGUGGCGCUUUAUGGCGCCAAUUUGGAUAUUGCCGGCGAUUGUUUAGUGCAAACACCCAACGAAACCGAACCACCAACAUAAUAGAACUGUUAUACGCGACAUCAGCAGCGACAAAAACUGCAAUUAAUUGCCAACAACAAACAACAAAAUAAAAUAAUACAAAACAAAAAUAAAACAAACAAGCAGCUAAAAUAGACAACAAAAUAAACGCUGAACAAAGCAAAAACGCGCACGUCAUCGGAAA
Molecule: messenger RNA, 1486 nt
Organism: Drosophila virilis
Lineage: Eukaryota; Metazoa; Arthropoda; Insecta; Diptera; Drosophilidae
Product: serine/threonine-protein kinase pakD
Source: RefSeq, a predicted model, not a curated record